Molecule: messenger RNA, 858 nt
Organism: Acytostelium subglobosum LB1
Lineage: Eukaryota; Evosea; Eumycetozoa; Acytosteliales; Acytosteliaceae
Exons: 2
Coding region: 1-858 (285 amino acids)
Molecular function (GO): cycloeucalenol cycloisomerase activity
Source: RefSeq, a predicted model, not a curated record
AUGGCACAGGCUAACCAAGUUCAGCCACACUGGUUCCCAAAGCAUCCAGGCAAGGCCUGGGCAGAGAAGUUCUUCCUCAUCUACAGUCCAAUCUGGAUUACACUCUUCAUCAUCGUCGUGGUCACCGAGGCUUACAAAAUGUUUUAUGAUGUAGAGUUCUUCAUCUUGGGUCUCGUGGUGUCUUUGCCAUGCGUAGUCUACCCUGCUCUGUUCCCAUGCAGUGCUGAUCGUGACAAGCCAUGGUAUGAGCGCUACUGGGUCAAGGCCAACCUGUGGCUGGCCCUGUUUGGCUUUGUCGGCAACUACUUCUGGACACACUACUUCUUCAUUCUCUUGCGCGCCACCUAUCGUUUCCCAGUCAACUUCCGCUUGAACGAGAUCCCUGUGUUCCUGUUCUUUGUGACACACGCCUACUUUGUGUCGUACCACGCCGCCACCACACCAAUCCUGCGUCGCUUCUGGUCGUCCUACCCACCAACUCCCGCUGGCCAGCGUCACCCUAUGGGUAAGAUCGUCGGCUCUGUGCUCCUCGUCUGCGCCAUGGCCUACUUCACUGCGUUCAUGGAGGCAUGGACUCUCGAGAAGGUGCCUUACUACCACAUUGACAACCGUGAGCAGAUGUACACGGUGGGCUCCACAUUCUACAUGAUCUACUUUGUGAUCUCCUUCCCAAUGUUCACUCGUAUCGACGAGACCAACGACGGUCAGAAGUGGACAUUGACCAGAACAGCAUUGGAGUCACUGGCAUCUGCCAUGAUCGUCUUUAUCCUCUGCGACUUUUGGAGAUUGAUCGUUGGUGGUCUCACAGGAGAUCCAGCCGCCAUCAUCAAGCCAUUCCUUGGUACACAUGCAGUCUAA